AUGAAAAGUGUGUCGAGUGAAACGACCCAAAAGACGUGCUCUAAGAACACCAUCGAUCCAUCAAGACCAAGAAGUCUUUCCCAUGUCAGUUCUAAUUCAGCGCCAUUAUUAUUGAAUUCCAUUGGAUUCCAAAUUCCUUCAUUUCCAUCGUCGUUAUUUACAUUGUCAGCUUCAAUUCCUGGUUCAGCUUCUUCGUCGUUGUCAGCAAUUGGAGGUUCCGCAUUAUUUAUUGGAUUGUUUUGUGGAAUUUCUUGA
Clunio marinus is the source of this 255-nucleotide messenger RNA. The record is from the annotation of a GenBank genome assembly. Lineage: Eukaryota; Metazoa; Arthropoda; Insecta; Diptera; Chironomidae.